UAACAAUCUUGGACGCUCUGUUUACAUCCUGUGUCAUUGGUCAAAGGUCGACUCGUACCGGCAGCUUGUGAUUGGCUGAUUGUCAAUGUUAUGAAACUUCAUUGGUCGGACGAACACACGCCUUUCGUCCAUCUAACACAACAUAACAAACGACAAGUCAGGUCAUCCAUGUGUGUGUGAUCUGGACAGCAGGAAGCAUGCUAACUGCACAAAGGGCAUGCGCAGCUAUGGCUGCCCGGCGCUUCAUCAGAGCUUCAGUCUCCUCAGCACACACACACACCUGUCAGUUCCACACUGCCACGCCAUGUCAGGACAAGCUGGAGUUGCAUCCUGAGUGGGCCAGCCUGGCUAAGAAGCAGCUGAAGGGCAAGAACCCAGACGAUCUGAUAUGGCGCACGCCUGAGGGAAUCAACAUCAAGCCUGUUUAUACUAAAGCAGACUCGGCCAGUGGUGCUGAUGAAUUGCCAGGAGUGUUUCCCUACACCAGGGGGCCCUACCCCACCAUGUACACCUUCAGACCCUGGACCAUCAGGCAGUAUGCUGGCUUCAGCACUGUAGAGGAGAGCAACAAGUUCUACAAAGAUAACAUCAAAGCUGGACAGCAGGGUCUGUCUGUGGCUUUCGACCUCCCCACUCACCGCGGUUAUGACUCAGACAAUCCCCGAGUCCAUGGAGAUGUUGGCAUGGCUGGAGUUGCCAUAGACACAGUCGAGGACAUGAAAAUGCUGUUUGACGGAAUACCGCUGGAGAAGAUGUCCGUUUCCAUGACAAUGAACGGGGCAGUGAUUCCUGUUCUUGCGAUGUUUAUUGUUACGGGAGAGGAGCAGGGCGUGCCCAAGGCCAAACUAACUGGCACUAUUCAAAAUGACAUCUUGAAGGAGUUCAUGGUGCGCAACACCUAUAUCUUUCCCCCGGAACCUUCCAUGCACGCCAUUGCAGACAUCUUCGCAUACACCUCAAAGCACAUGCCCAAGUUCAAUUCCAUCUCUAUCAGUGGCUACCAUCUUCAGGAGGCUGGCGCAGAUGCAAUCUUGGAAGUGGCCUACACCAUUGCCAAUGGCCUGGAGUAUUGCCGCACAGGCCUCAAAGCAGGCUUAACCAUUGAUGAGUUUGCUCCAAGGUUGUCAUUUUUCUGGGGUAUCGGAAUGAACUUCUACAUGGAAAUUGCUAAGCUGAGGGCAGCCAGGAGGCUGUGGUCCACGCUCCUUAAAGAGAACUUCCAGCCAAAAAACCCAAAGUCUCUUCUUCUUCGCACACAUUGCCAGACUUCGGGCUGGUCGCUCACUGAACAAGAUCCAUACAACAAUGUGGUGCGUACAGUGAUCGAGGCCAUGGCAGCUGUGUUCGGGGGGACCCAGUCGCUCCACACCAACUCAUUUGAUGAAGCCCUGGGCUUGCCCACAGUGAAGAGUGCCCGCAUUGCCAGGAACACCCAGAUUAUCAUCCAAGAAGAGUCAGGCAUCCCCAAAGUGGCAGAUCCCUGGGGGGGCUCACAUAUGAUGGAGUCCCUCACGGAUGAUGUUUAUAACACAGCCAUGAAGUUCAUCAAAGACAUUGAGGACAUGGGGGGCAUGGCCAGAGCUGUGGCAGAGGGCAUUCCUAAACUUCGUAUUGAGGAAUGUGCUGCACGUAGGCAGGCCCGCAUCGACUCAGGUUCGGAGGUCAUUGUCGGGGUGAACAAGUAUCGCCUGGAGAAAGAGGAGACUGUGGAGGUGCUGGCCAUCGAUAACACUAUCGUGCGCCAGAAACAGAUUGACAAACUCAAAAAGGUGAGGGAGAGCCGUGACCCUGAGGCAGUGAAGAAGUGUCUGGCCGCCAUUGAAGAAUGUGCCCGAACCAGGGAGGGCAAUUUGUUAGCCCUGGCUGUAGAGGCAGCUCGAGCCAGAUGUUCCGUUGGAGAGAUAACUGAUGCUAUGAAGGCAGUGUUUGGCGAACACAAGGCCAGUACCAGGAUGGUGAGCGGUGCUUACCGCAGUGAGUUUGGAGAGCAUGAAGAGAUUGCCCUGGCCCACAAUAGGGUUUCAGAGUUUAAGAAGCAUGAGGGCCGUAACCCUCGUCUGCUGGUGGCUAAGAUGGGGCAGGAUGGCCAUGACAGAGGCGCCAAAGUCAUUGCCACAGGAUUUGCUGACCUGGGCUUCGAUGUGGAUAUCGGACCACUGUUCCAGACUCCUCUCGAGGUGGCCCAGCAGGCAGUCGAUGCUGAUGUACACUGUGUCGGCGUCAGUACACUUGCUGCAGGACACAAGACCCUUGUCCCAGAGCUCAUCAAGGAACUAAAGAACCUCAACAGGCCAGACAUCUUGGUCAUCUGCGGAGGUGUCAUCCCACCACAGGACUAUGAGUUCCUGUACCAGAGUGGUGUGUGUUCCAUCUUUGGCCCGGGAACCAGGAUCCCACAAGCUGCAGUGGAGGUCAUCGACAACAUUGAGAAAAGCCUGGAACAGAUCCGUCAGGCCAUGUGAAUACUUUAAGGAAACCAGAACAGCCCUCUACUCAUGCUUUGUUAAUAAUGCAGUUGCAAAUGUGAAAUUCAGACUCUUCAACACAUUCUAAUUGACAGUGUACAGUAGUCAAAAUGGUGAUUAAAAGGCUUUUAAUUUCAGUAUGAAACUUAGAGAAAUCGCUGAAGGGGCCAGUGCCAUUAUUAUCAAUGUUGGAUUCUGUGUCUAUCAGAUUUUUCUCAGUUACUACUACUAUCUUGUCAGUUUGCCUUUUUCAGACAAGCAGCUUCACACAAAUAAAAAAAUCUGUUCACAAGCGGCAUAACAAUGUUUUGUUUGGUACAAUGAACGCUACCACUGAAGAUUUAAUGAAAACAUAGUUUAAUACAAUGUACCAACAUUGAAAUGACCUGUUUUACCUUUUGCUGCAUGACUAUAUAAAUUGCAGUGGUGAGAUUUAAAUUCUUCACGACAGGUUGGUGACAUCCUGCAGUUAUCCUAUAAUUAGCUAAUAAGAGCUCAGAUCUGGUGAAUAGCAUUGAGGGUAAUAAGAAAGAUAUAGUCCUCCUUAAUAGUCAUACAUUUAUUUUGUGUGGAAAACUAAGAGCACAGUAAUGUGUGAUAGAAGUGAGAAUUAGGCUCUGGGUGAUCUAAGCUGAGCACUUUGCUGCCAUCAAAGAUAAGACACUGCACGCCAUGAUAGAUGACUGUACAAUUUGUAAGUUCUUAAUUUCAUUGAACCCUACCAGGGACAAACGAGUGUAAGUGGACUGGAAAUGGACACACUAGAGCUCAGAUCAGAACAACCACCCUGGUACAUUACACUUGCCUUUUAUGUCCAUGGAGAUUGGCAGCUUGAAAGGGGCCUUCUGUUGUUUGAUCUUUUGCUUCACCACUUUGUGUUUUAUUUUUCCUCCUCCUCCUCAGAGAUUAGAUCACUCAGCAUCGAUCAUUACCUGUAGAGCAUUUGGAAGCAGUAUUUUUCUACUUGUGAUUCUGAAUCAUAUUUGUCUCUGGACUUGAAUAAUAAAGUGAAAAUAUGUCUCAGUUC
Myripristis murdjan (pinecone soldierfish) is the source of this 3492-nucleotide messenger RNA. RefSeq names its product methylmalonyl CoA mutase (gene mmut). The coding region runs from base 198 to 2462 and encodes 754 amino acids. The transcript has 13 exons. Gene Ontology annotation, cellular component: cytoplasm; mitochondrion. Gene Ontology annotation, molecular function: methylmalonyl-CoA mutase activity; metal ion binding; cobalamin binding. The record is from RefSeq and is a predicted model, not a curated record. Lineage: Eukaryota; Metazoa; Chordata; Actinopteri; Holocentriformes; Holocentridae.